Messenger RNA from Ctenocephalides felis (cat flea), 2378 nucleotides. RefSeq names its product N-terminal kinase-like protein. Gene Ontology annotation, molecular function: protein kinase activity; ATP binding. The transcript is spliced from 14 exons. Lineage: Eukaryota; Metazoa; Arthropoda; Insecta; Siphonaptera; Pulicidae. The coding region runs from base 63 to 2360 and encodes 765 amino acids. The record is from RefSeq and is a predicted model, not a curated record. Gene Ontology annotation, biological process: protein phosphorylation.
AACGUCAUGUGGUAUAGGUUAAGUGAUUUUUUUCGUUAUUUAUUUAUUAAAUUUUAACAACUAUGUGGUCUUUCUUUGUAAGAGAUUCCUCCAAAGAUUUUCCUUAUGAAAUUGUUGAUCAAACAUAUAAUUUAGAAAAUAGAAGUAUAUGGAAAUUACACAAAGCAAAGAAAAAAGGUUCAAAUGAUGACGUCUCUGUGUUUAUAUUUGAUAUUAAAAACAAUACCGAAUACAAUUUGGAAAUAGCAAAAGCGACAAUUAAACGGUUAAAGACCCUCAGACAUCCUAGUAUACUGCAAUAUAUAGAUAGUUUGGAAACUGAGAAGAACUUAUAUCUUGCUACUGAGUUUGUUGAACCUUUUGCUAUGCACAUCGCUGGUUUACAAAUUGAAAAACGUCAACAAGAUAUGUACAAAGCCUGGGGUUUGUUUCAAAUUACGCGAGCCUUAUCAUUUUUAAAUAAUGAUGGUAACUUGCAACAUAACAAUGUUUCAUCUUGGUCUGUGUUUAUAAAUACUUCAGGUGAAUGGAAGCUAGGAGGGUUUGAAUAUAUAUGUGCUGUUGGUGUAGUACAUGACAAAAUACCAAUUAAAACUUGUAUAGACCUAGAUGUAUAUGAUCCACCAGAAAAAGCUGUAAAAUAUAAACAUUCAACAAAAAGUUCUUCUGAUAUGUGGGGAUUAGGUUGUCUGAUAUGGGAGGUUUAUAAUGGUCCUCUCAAAAAUAGAGUAAAUUUAAAAGAUGUGAACUGUAUUCCAAGAAGUUUAAGAUCGUUGUAUACUGAAUUAAUAAGCAACAAUCCAUCUGAUAGACCAAACCCUGCUGAUAUUAUAAUUAGAUGCCAAAAAACAGGUGGAUAUUUUAAGAAUGACCUAAUCGAUUCUUUACUAUUUUUGGAAGAAAUACAAAUAAAAGACAAAGCAGAUAAAAAUAAAUUUUUUUCAACUCUCACAACUCAAAUUGAUUUCUUUCCUGAAAAUGUUUGCAAGUAUAAAAUAUUACCCCAAUUGAUAACUGCUUUUGAGUAUGGUGAAGCUGGUUCCGCAGUUCUGGCACCAAUGUUUAAACUUGGUAAAUUGUUAGACGCAGAUAAUUAUCAAAAAUGUAUUGUACCAUGUGUUGUACGUUUGUUUGCUUCUACGGAUCGUGCAACAAGAUCUCGUCUAUUACAACAACUUGAUCUUUUUGUAGAACAUUUACUGCCAGCUACUGUUAAUGACCAGAUUUUUCCGCAAGUAGUGAAUGGUUUUCUUGAUACAAAUGCAACAAUAAGGGAGCAAACUGUAAAGGCAAUAGUUCACUUGGCUUCAAAAUUAAGUUAUAAUAAUCUUAAUGUAGAGGUAUUACGACAUUUUGCUCGUUUGCAAUCUCGCGAUGAUCAAAGUGGAAUCAGAACGAAUACUACAGUAUGUCUCGGUAAGAUAGCGGCACAUUUGAAUCCUCAAGUUCGACAGAAAGUUUUGAUAUCAGCAUUUGUUCGAGCUACCCGCGAUCCAUUUCCUCCAGCUAGAACAGCAGGAGUGUUAGCUCUUGCAGCAACCCAGCAAUACUAUCUACUAUCAGAUGUGGCUGGACGCAUAUUACCAGCACUAUGUCCCCUUACUGUAGAUCCAGAACUUUCAGUGCGAGAUCCAGCAUUUCGCACACUGAAAGGGUUUCUGGGAAAAUUGGAACGAGUUUCACAAGAUCCCACUUUAAAAGAAACUAUGGAAGCGGAUGUGAAUGCUGCAACACCUGCGGUUGGAAAUGCAGCAUCAACAUGGGCAGGUUGGGCUGUUACUGCCGUUACAUCCAAAUUUUAUCGAAGUCAAAAUGACAGUGGUCGAUCUCCCAAUCAUCCUAAUCAACAGCUUCCUGCUAAUUCACUGAGAAAGUUCAAUUUGUCUGAUGAACACAAAGGUGAUAAAGGUGAAAAUUUACCAAAUACUACUAUUUUAGUCACUCCUUUAGAGAACGUAGGAAAGGAUAGCAGCGAUUCCACAAAUGAAAACUGGGAUUCUACCGGCUGGGAUUGCAUGGAGAAUUCAGAAAAUACUUCAUUUUCAUCCAAUAAUCCAUCAGUUGGAAAACUAUCAAUGACUACAUUACCAGUAGAUGCAGAAGAUGGUUGGGACACCUCCGAAUGGGGUUGUAUUGAAGAUGAACCUGAAAUCGAUAAAAAAAGUGAUGACAAUUUGAAUAAUUGGUCUUCAGGAAAAUGGACUGAGGGGGAUUCUGACCGAACAGAAAAACAUUCUUCUGAUGAUAUAAUUGAAGACAAUUCCAAUAUUAGUGAAAAAAGAAAGUUACAAAAACAACGCAAACCUGCUUGUAAGAAAGAAAUAAGGGGUCCUUUAAAGCUUGGACAAAAAAUUCAAUAAAGUUUGACAAAAUUUAUU